AUGGCACUGCGCACCGGGAGGAUUUGGUUUGGGCAGGUCUUGCGCAGGGUCUCUCGGCUGCAGGGCUCCUGGUCCAGGCGAUCGAGCAGUCUCCUGUGUCUCUCCGCGAACCAAGAGCACGAUUUCGGCUUCUGUCGCCGGGAACACCGCAAAGGAGGGGGUUUCCAUCGCUGCCCCGACUCCGGCGCCCGCCGCGGCCACCCUCACCGGAGCGCACCUUUCUGCGCCUCCACCUCCAGGCGCUGCCCACACGACUUCCCCCGCGCCUGCUGCACCUUUCCGGGGAGCCCGAGGGGACAUGAGCCCCUCGGCCGCCGGUUCCUGUUGGCCAUGAAGCGGCAAAACGUGCGGACCCUGUCCCUGAUCAUUUGCACGUUUACAUACCUGCUCGUCGGGGCCGCCGUCUUUGACGCUCUGGAGUCCGACUACGAGAUGCGGGAGAAGGAGCAGCUGGAAGCCGAGGAGAAGCGUCUCCAGGGGAAAUAUAACAUCAGCGAGGAUGAUUACCGCAAACUGGAGACCAUCAUCAUGGAGGCAGAGCCCCACAGAGCCGGGGUGCAGUGGAAAUUUGCAGGGUCAUUUUACUUUGCCAUCACGGUGAUAACCACCAUAGGUUAUGGGCAUGCAGCGCCGGGGACGGACGCAGGGAAGGCGUUUUGCAUGUUUUAUGCCGUCCUGGGAAUCCCGUUGACUCUUGUCAUGUUCCAAAGUCUGGGUGAGAGGAUGAACACUUUUGUCAAGUGCCUCCUGAAGCGCAUCAAGAAGUGCUGCGGCAUGAGCAUCACCGACGUGUCCAUGGAGAACAUGGUGACCGUGGGAUUCUUCUCUUGCAUUGGCACACUGUGCAUAGGAGCGGCUGCCUUCUCCCAUUACGAGGACUGGAGCUUCUUCCAGUCUUACUAUUACUGCUUCAUCACAUUAACAACUAUAGGAUUUGGAGACUUCGUGGCCCUCCAAAAGAACCGGGCCCUCCAGAAGAAGCCGCUGUAUGUGGCCUUUAGCUUCAUGUACAUCCUGGUGGGCCUGACGGUCAUUGGGGCCUUUCUCAACCUGGUCGUGCUCCGCUUCCUGACUAUGAACAGCGAGGACGAGCGGAGGGAUGCGGAGGAACGGGCCUCGCUUGCAGGCAACCGGAACAGCAUGAUCAUCCACAUCCAGGACGAGUCGAUGCCGCGUGGCCGGCAGCGGCGGGAGCCGUACCGGGCGGAGGUGACUGAUUUGCAGUCAGUCUGCUCCUGUAUGCACUAUCACUCACAUGACUUUGGCAGCUCUGGGGGAGGGAUGGGAGGUCUGGGCUGUGCCUUCUCCCAUCAGAACUCAUUCAGCUCGCAGCUGAACCCCAAUCAGUACUUUCGCUCAGUUUCCUACAGGAUCGAGGAGAUCUCGCCCAGCACCUUGAAAAACAGCUUCUUCCCUUCGCCCAUCAGCUCUGUCUCUCCAGGUCUUCACAGCUUCACAGACAAUCACCAGCUCAUGAGGAGAAGGAAAUCUGUCUGA
Molecule: messenger RNA, 1497 nt
Organism: Limanda limanda (common dab)
Lineage: Eukaryota; Metazoa; Chordata; Actinopteri; Pleuronectiformes; Pleuronectidae
Gene: kcnk9
Product: potassium channel, subfamily K, member 9
Exons: 2
Coding region: 1-1497 (498 amino acids)
Biological process (GO): potassium ion transmembrane transport; stabilization of membrane potential
Cellular component (GO): membrane
Molecular function (GO): potassium ion leak channel activity
Source: RefSeq, a predicted model, not a curated record